AUGGAUCAAAGGGUUGAUGAACUGCAGGAUGAAAGUGAAAAGGCAGGGUCUUUAUCAUUGCAUGCCUUUUCUGAUCUAUCACAUGUCUCACCACUGAUGUUUUUGUACCUACUAAAAGAAUCUUAUGCUUGUGGUAAGAUACAUGGUGGUGCAUUAAGGGCCUCCGCAAAAUUCCGCAUACUACAACAACAAGUCCUUCAGGUGCUGCACAAUGCCCCCCAACCGGGACCUGCCAUUUUUGUGGCUCAGGUCCUGUACAUUUCACGGAUAUUUGAUUUAUAUACUGAUGGAUUCAAUUACUUGAUGAUAUCUGGCUUUCGUCGCUAUUUGAGAAAGGGAAUUACUGAAGAAGACAAGCAAGAAGCAAGUGUUGUUGCUGCAAAAUUGUUUAUUCACAGUGUCUGCCAUGGUAUGGUUCAUGAUGAAAAGGUCUUAGUGAUGAUCCUUGAAGUUUUUGAUGUCAGAUUAACGGAUAUAGAGAAAGCUAUGCAGAUUGUGGAUGGAAAAGCUGAUAUAAACCUAGACACCGCAAGAAAAUUUAUCGAGCAGUUUAUAUCCAAGCUGAUAGAAUCUCAGUCUUAUGAGACAGCAGUUUCGCUACUAGAACAAUUCUCCUUUUACCCCAAGUCUGGGGAGUCUUUCCUGUUGCAGAUGCUGCAAAUUAAAGAAUACAGAGCAGCAGAAAAAUGGGCUACAUUUUUGGGCAAACCAAUGUUGCGUGUUCUUGUUGAGGAAUACAUUAAAGAAAAUCUGCUAAAUCCGGCUUAUAAUAUCAUUAAGACAAAUGACAUGCUCCAUGAAUAUCCAGAUGUGUGUAAAAAAUAUAAAGAAAGCUCAUUAAAGAAGCUAGCAGAAAAGGGCUGCUGGGAAGUUGCAGAGGAUCGGACGAAAGGUGAUAGACAGUUUUUGCAGUAUCUGGUAUAUCUGGCACUGGAAGCUGGCUAUCUGGAGAAAGUUGAGGAACUCUGCACUCGAUAUGCACUUGAUGGUUUUGAAAACAUUAAUAAGACUGAAGCUAAUUGCAAAAAGAGUUCCUAUUUGCAUCUUGAUGACUUUCCUAUAGAGGAUGUGGUCUGGGUUGAUGGACUCAAUGAAUUGCAAGGUGCAACAAGCCACCUUGAGGAAUGCAAAGUGGUAGGCCUUGAUUGUGAGUGGAAACCCAAUUAUGAAAAGGGCAGUAAACGAAACAAGGUUUCUAUUAUGCAAAUUGCCUCAGAGAAGAAGGUUUAUAUAUUAGAUCUGAUAAAAUUAUGUGAAAGUGUUCCAGCUAGCUUAGAUGAGUGUCUAAGCCGCAUAUUGCAUUCUACCAGGAUUUUGAAGCUUGGUUACAACUUUAAAUGUGAUGUUGAGCAGCUUUCUCAGUCGUAUCCAGAGUUGCAGUGCUUCAAGCAGUAUGAUAUGCUACUUGAUAUCCAGAAUGUGUUCAAGGAGCCAAAGGGUGGUCUUUCUGGUCUGUCGGAGAAAGUACUGGGACGAGGAUUAAACAAAACAAGACGAAACAGCGACUGGGAGAAGAGACCUCUAAGUGUAUAUCAGUUGGAAUAUGCUGCUCUUGAUGCUGUCGUGCUCAUAGAAAUUUUCCGGCAUGUUCGCAACCAUGUAAAUCCCACAGGUGUUACUGGCGAACAUAGCAAAGUGGAGUGGAAAUCUCACAUAGUUUCCCACAUCGACAGAGCUAAAGGACAGAAAAAAGGGCGCCGGGAACAGAAAGCAGUUCUCUACUGA
Messenger RNA from Oldenlandia corymbosa var. corymbosa, 1725 nucleotides. NCBI's taxonomy places the organism in Eukaryota, Viridiplantae, Streptophyta, Magnoliopsida, Gentianales, Rubiaceae. The record is from the annotation of a GenBank genome assembly.